UCAUUAGAUGUCACUACUGAGCACUGCAGAGUCACGUGAAUUGUAAUGGUAGCUUUUGAGAAAUAAAAUAAAUGCUCUGGGAUACGCUCAAACAUAUAUAAAUUUGGUUAAUUGUUUUUAGGGUGUAAUUUACGUGUUUCGUAGACAGCAGAAAUGACAGAAUACUGGUUAAUAUCUGCCCCAGGCGAUAAAACUUGCCAGCAGACUUGGGAAACAAUGAACAAUGUAACGAGCAAACAGAACAACCUGUCAGUCAAUUACAAGUUUCAUAUCCCAGAUUUGAAGGUUGGAACACUUGAUCAGCUUGUUGGAUUAUCAGAUGACUUGGGAAAGCUUGAUAACUAUGUGGAACAAGUCACAAGGAAAGUAGCAGCUUAUCUGGGAGAAGUCUUGGAAGAUCAGAGAGAUAAACUCCAUGAGAAUCUUCUUGCAAACAAUAGUGACUUACCGGCAUACAUCACCAGAUUCCAGUGGGAUAUGGCAAAAUAUCCUAUCAAACAGUCACUGCGAAAUAUUGCAGACAUUAUAAGCAAGCAGGUUGCACAGAUUGAUGCUGAUCUCAAAACAAAAUCAACAGCAUACAAUAACCUGAAGGGCAACCUUCAGAAUUUGGAAAAGAAACAAACAGGAAGUCUGCUCACCAGAAAUCUUGCUGAUCUUGUAAAGAAGGAGCACUUCAUUUUGGACUCCGAGUACCUCACAACUCUGCUGGUCAUUGUACCAAAGGCAUCCUUUGCUGACUGGCAUCAAGGAUAUGAGAAACUGACAGAUAUGAUAGUCCCUCGUUCAAGUCAGAUGGUCAGUCAAGAUGGUGACUAUGGGCUCUUCACCGUCACGCUCUUCAAGAAGGUGGUGGAUGAAUUCAAACUCCAUGCACGUGAAAGGAAGUUUGUUGUUCGUGAUUUCACGUACAACGAAGAAGAACUGGCAGCUGGGAAGAAUGAAAUUACAAAACUUGUAACGGAUAAGAAGAAACAGUUUGGUCCACUGGUAAGAUGGCUGAAAGUGAACUUCAGUGAGUGUUUUUGUGCUUGGGUCCAUGUUAAAGCCCUGAGAGUGUUUGUGGAAUCAGUUCUUAGGUAUGGACUGCCGGUGAACUUCCAGGCCAUGCUGCUGUAUCCACACAAGAAGAAUACAAAGAGACUCAGAGAUGUUUUAAAUCAGCUUUAUGGACAUUUGGACAGUAGUGCAGUACAGAGCUCUGGUGCUCAUGAUAGUGUCGACAUUCCCGGCUUGGGUUUUGGCCAAUCAGAGUACUUCCCAUAUGUUUACUAUAAGAUUAAUGUGGACAUGAUGGACACCAAGGUAUAAUUGUGUUGUCUCAUAGCAGCAGUUGGAAGAAUCAUGCAGUUUUACUGGAAUGCAGGCAGUAGUAUUACUGUUAUGUAGUCAUGGGGACAGCAACAGGUUAAAUAGUGACUCCACAAGCAUUCAUGGCAACAGUGAGAAAUGUCACUGUACAGUCUGUAUUCUUAGUAGUGUCACAAAACAGAGAAUUUCUUCUGAUCUUAUUGUUCUUUCUUUUUACAUGCUGACUCAUGAGAGUACAGCAUGUCACAUUCCAUGUGGUGUCAGCUGUUACCUGUAUGUAAAAUAAAACACUCAGAGUGUAAUUAGUUUUCUGCACUACCUGUAGUGUCAUGUGUAUAGAACUGUUGUAUCAAGUUAACAGUAUUCCCCUGUGGUGGUUGUCAUUUUAUAUCCUUUAAUCUUGUUUCAUUGUAUAUUCUCAUGCUGAGUUAGGUAUAUAAAAUAGCACAAAAUAAAAAUCAAAGGAAUUUAUAUGAUACGUCUUUUACUACAUAUCUUUUUUUUAAACUCCUUGAUUUCAGAAUAUUUGGUUCCUUCAUAACUGAUACUGUACUUGCACUCCUUAAAUCUUUUGGAAUUGGAUUCUGUCUAGUUCUCUAUGGGGAAUUAAUUUGUCCAUUAUUAUUGUAAAUGAUGUAGAUAAUUUUAUGUGAUGUGAAUCACAUGCCUUCCAUUCAAUGGAAGAUUAUAUAUACAGUAAAGAAACAAGUUCUUUCCAUCAUCCGUCAUUACACACUUCUCUGUUGAAGAUUGAACACUCAAGUUGACCAGUGUAGUUACAUCUAACAUUGUUCUAAUGUUAUUGUAAGUUGUGUAAAUUAUGUAUUGUGUUCACAACAGAUGUAACCAAACUUAUAUUUUACUUGUAUAUAACAUUCCAUACCAUUAAGAUUGUGAAAAACAUGAGUGAGAAAAUAAAAUUCAUUAAUGCAGAGUUGAGACUU
This is a messenger RNA of Cryptotermes secundus, 2255 nucleotides long. It is a transcript of the gene Vha44, whose product is annotated as V-type proton ATPase subunit C. The record is from RefSeq and is a predicted model, not a curated record. The transcript has 10 exons. Bases 154 to 1311 code for a protein of 385 amino acids. NCBI's taxonomy places the organism in Eukaryota, Metazoa, Arthropoda, Insecta, Blattodea, Kalotermitidae. Gene Ontology annotation, molecular function: proton-transporting ATPase activity, rotational mechanism. Gene Ontology annotation, biological process: proton transmembrane transport. Gene Ontology annotation, cellular component: lysosomal membrane; vacuolar proton-transporting V-type ATPase, V1 domain.